Molecule: messenger RNA, 2468 nt
Organism: Maylandia zebra (zebra mbuna)
Lineage: Eukaryota; Metazoa; Chordata; Actinopteri; Cichliformes; Cichlidae
Gene: rap1gapl
Product: RAP1 GTPase activating protein-like
Biological process (GO): regulation of small GTPase mediated signal transduction
Cellular component (GO): cytoplasm
Molecular function (GO): GTPase activator activity
Source: RefSeq, a predicted model, not a curated record
CCUUCACCCUCCCCUGCUGUCUAUCUCCUCACCCUCACUGUGUGACCUGUCAAUAAUUGAUGAUUCUCACUGACUCAAAGGGUAGCAGGUCCGGGAGAAAAUGUCUCACUCAUUUCUUUAUUUAUUUACACGCCUAUCUUUAAGCUCAGCCGGUCUGUGAAACUACCACAAGCGUCACUCGGGAUCGAUAGCGCGAAGCAGCGUGGAGCACCUGACCGUGUCCAUCUUACAGUUAGCGGCGGCGGCUGCACCUGUGACCACGAGCGGGUUAAUGCUGCCUGUCUGGCUGACAGCAGGACAGAGGCAGGAAAGGGAAGCUUAAAUGAGUGAAUGGCAGGGGGCAGAGGAGGAGGAAGAGGAGUGACAGAAUGAUAAAGUGAAUUAAUUCAACCUUAGCCAGCCCUGAUUGACUCAGCACCAAACUGGCAUGUACAAACAUUCACAGUGAUACCAAAGGCAUGGAGAGAGAAAAGAGGAAUGAUAUGUCCUACUCUAGAAAGAGAAGUUUCACUUUUGGGGCAUAUGGCAGUGUGGAUAGAUUCACAUGUGGGGAUGAGACGGGACCUGAAUUCGUGCAGGACAAAAGUCUGGACACCCUGGAUUCUCCUACCAGUGAGCGCAAGCCUUUCCGUUCUUCCAGCAGCAACCAGAAGGAAUCAGAGCUGUUUGAAAUCAUUGAGAAGCUGCAGGGCAGCAGGAUCGAUGAGCAACGAUGUGAAUUCCCCCUUCCUCUCAAGUCUCCACUUUCUACAACUGGGAGAGAGCUGCCGCUUAUCCUUCCUUCGAAACUGGGAGGCUAUUGGAUAGACCCCCCUCUGGACAGACUGGUAGAUGUGAGUCCCACCUCUUCCCAUUAUGCCGUUGACCCAGAGAGCUAUGACAUCAUGGAGAGAGACGGUGAGGCCAAAAUCUAUCACGAGUUCUUCCGCUCACGAUACCAUCACUCUUUCACAGCAGUGGAUCCAACUUUGGGCUCGCUGGUUCUCUCUGUGUGUUUGGAGGAAGAGGAGAAUAGGCUCAGGGUGAUUCUAAGGAUGAAGGAGUGUUCUCUGCAUGGAGUCUUCUCUGUGUCUCUUUUCCCCACCCUGCCAUCUGCAGUUGAAUUAGCAAAGAUGCUUUGUGACCGAGUGACUGCCUCAAAGUUUGACGUGGUCUGCUACCUGAAGGCUCCAGAACUUAUAACCACAUUUGAUGAACACAGAGUUUCUCCUAAUUUCAAGUUUGGUGUUUUGUGCCAAAAGGACAGGCAGCUCACUGAGGAAGACAUACUGGGUAACAAUGAGGAAAGUGAGGAGUUUAAAGAGUUCCUGUCUAUUCUGGGAGAGACGGUUCAGCUGCAAGGAUUCACGGGCUUUAGAGGAGGACUGGAUGUGUGUCAUGGUCAGACAGGAAGUGAAGCAGUCUACACUUCCUUUCAUGGGAGAGAAAUCAUGUUUCAUGUCGCAACUAAACUGCCUUACACAGAGGGUGACCCACAGCAGCUACAAAGAAAAAGGCACAUCGGUAAUGACAUCGUAGCUUUGGUCUGCCAGGAGGGCCAAACCCCCUUUCUGUCUGAUGUUAUCAAGUCUCACUUCCUUCACUGUUUUAUUGUCGUCCGGAGGAUUCAGAGGCAAGAGGAAACAGGUGGAGCAGCAUAUCAAGUGUCUGUCACGGCAAGAGAAGAUGUUCCUCCCUUUGGUCCAGUGCUUCCAGAUCCCCCUGUCUUUACAGAUCAUUCAAAGUUCAGAGAGUUUCUGCUGGCUAAACUCAUUAACGCUGAGAUAUCCUGCUAUAAGGCUGAGCAGUUCAGCAGACUGGAGCUCCGCACUCGUUCAUCACUCCUGGAGAACUUGCAGGCUGAACUCUUCACCCGUUCCCAGUGCAUGAUGGGGGAUCAAUCACUGAUUGCUGUCCCCACUUCAGAGGGCCUGCGGGGGCCAUCUGAAGGAAGUGGGGGAUUUAUUGAAAACUUUAAGAGAGCCAUCAGAGUGCGGAGCCAUUCUUUUGAGAAUCUGGGGGUCCCCAGGAAGAAUGCUAGCAGCACAUCGCAGAAGGCUAAGACAGAGAAAGAUGGAGAUAGUGACAAAUCUUCAGGACCUCUGCCUGCUCCCACUGACAGUUUGGGGGCAGCUGAACUCAAAGAUCAAACAAGUCCUCAAGAGGAGAUAUAAAAGCAAAAAUGUACUUGUAGAUUUUAGACAUGAAUAUAGACAUUGCUGGCCUGUAUGGUUAGACUUUAAAAUCCUGGUGGAUGACCUGUAUGUAAAUAGACUGUAAAAGUAAAUAGUUCUGAAUGCAUAAAAUAUAAUUAUAUGACUGUUAUAGGAGUGAUAUUCUAGAUUCAUGAGAAUCGUUAAAUUUAAAUGUUUUGACUUAAAACAGAUGACAAGAGUUUAAAUGAUAAGACAAUAUCAGGUUUAUGCCAGAGACUGAAUUUGCAGGAAGGCAACACGAUAUAAUGAAUUAAAUUAAAACUGAACAUAAAA